Molecule: messenger RNA, 1978 nt
Organism: Glycine soja
Lineage: Eukaryota; Viridiplantae; Streptophyta; Magnoliopsida; Fabales; Fabaceae
Product: UV-B-induced protein At3g17800, chloroplastic-like
Exons: 3
Coding region: 321-1439 (372 amino acids)
Source: RefSeq, a predicted model, not a curated record
GAGAUAUAUCUAGAGUACAUAUCAAUCUCAACUAGUUCUGAUCAUCUCCACAUAUUACAUAGAGCAUCAACUUAUCUACAAAACUCAUUCAUAACUAAAAUCCUUCCAUUCCUUCCACAAAAGUCUCAAACAACAAACCCUAUCCUCUUACCAGACAAACCUCCUUUUCACGCUUUUCUGUUACUUUGCAGCAUACCACUUCACUCAUCACAAACCAACCUUUAUCAUUCUUUAUUCUCCCUCACCAAACAAACCCAAUAGAGAAAGGAAAAGUUUUUUUCAUUUGGGUCACCCUACACAACACAACACAACCUUGCUGAAUGGAAAACUGUGUCUUCCACCACCACCUUAGGAGCAUGAUCACUCUUCCACAACCACCAUCAACACCAUUGUUCCCCAAAGUUAUGAGGGUGAGAGCGAGCGCGGGAAGGAGGCACUGCGAGUUCAGCAGCCAGAACGCGCCCCUUGAGCCACGGUCCCUUGUGGGGAAGUUUCUGAGCGGCGUGUUGCAGAACCGCCGCCAGCUGUUCCACGUGGUUGCCAAAGAAGAGUUGAAGAUGCUGAGUGAUGACAGAGACUCUGCUCUUGCUCGCAUGCAUCUCAGUCAGCACUCUGAUGAAGCCUUGCUUCACAGGAGAAUUGCGCAAGUGAAAGAGAAUGAGUCUAUGAUUGCUAUAGCGGAUGUUAUGUAUUUGCUGAUUUUAUACAAGUUUUCUGAGAUCAGGGUUAAUUUGGUUCCAAAGCUUUCUAGUUGCCUAUAUGACGGAAGGCUAGAAAUAUUGCCCUCUAAGGACUGGGAUCUAGAGUCUAUUCACAGCUUGGAGGUUUUGGAUAUCAUAAGGAAACAUGUCAGUACUGUGACAGGUUUGAGAUCAAAUCCUAGUGUAAGGGAGAGUUGGGAAACAACUCCUAUUCGACAAGUCUGGCUUGCCCAAGUCUAUGUUGCCUCCAUAUUAUAUGGUUACUUUUUGAAGUCAGUUUCAUUGAGGUACAACCUAGAGCGAAGUCUGUCUUUGUCUGACCAUGAUUUUCAUCAUGGUCAUAAGAUCGGCCCUUCAUUUCAUGACAUGUAUCAUUCCGGGGCAAAAGAUGUGAUGUUUGGCAACAAGAGUGACAUACAAUCUGUAUGGCAUGGCUUAAUUGGGCAGGAAGAGGAAAUCGAGGAUUUAAAAUGUUAUGUUACUGGCUUUCACCCUGGAUCAUUUGAGAGAUGUGCCAAACUGAGAUCCAAGGAAGCUGUGCAUUUGGUAGAGAGUCAUAGUAAUGCACUCUUUGGAGAUGGGAAAUCUGGUUUGUCUCAGCAUGAUGAUAUUAUUGUAACUUCAUUUUCUAGUCUGAGGAGGCUAGUCUUGGAAGCUGUUGCAUUUGGAUCUUUCCUGUGGGAGACAGAAGAUUACAUUGACAGUGUAUAUAAGCUUAAAGAUCAAGAGGUAGAGUGAAGGAACAUGUUGCUAGCAGAUAAUGCAGUAAAAUUAAACGUGGAUGGGAGCUCAUUGGGGAACCCAAGUUAAGCGGGUUUCGGAGGCAUUCUUCGUGACAGCCUAAACGCAGAAUUACAAGCUGUGUCCGUGGCCUCACUCUUGCAUGGAGCGCGGUAUACAAGAACAUAGAGUGUGACUCUGAUUCUUUAUUAGCGUUGCAGUUAGUGUAAGAGGGUGUAACUAUCCAUCAUCAACAUGCUUCCAAACAUAAGCAAACAUAAGCCGUGACAGUUAACGUUCCACAUGUUUAUAGGAAAGCCAACCAGUGUGCAGAUUGACUUUCGAAGAAGGGUGAAUAUUCAACGGAUCCUAUGACAUGUGGCAUCAUUGUCUUCUUGCCCUGUUUCUUUAAUAUCUUUGUUGUUAGCUGAUGCUCUUGGGAUUUCUUCCUUUAGAGUUUAGUUUUCUUGCUUUGUUUCUGUAUUUUCCAAUGAUAAAAAAAUAUCAUCUUAUACUUUAAUAUUAAAUAGAUAAUUUAGCUUAAUUUUUUUUAUCUC